Camelina sativa (false flax) is the source of this 3097-nucleotide messenger RNA. The record is from RefSeq and is a predicted model, not a curated record. NCBI's taxonomy places the organism in Eukaryota, Viridiplantae, Streptophyta, Magnoliopsida, Brassicales, Brassicaceae.
UCUUCGUCGAUGAACCGAACCGAGAUCGAACCAACAACCUGAAAGUGGAAAAAAACGAAAACGGAACAACAACAAGAGAGAGACCUUCCUCUCAACGGCGCGUUUCUCUCACGCGCUAACAUACACAGACAAGUCGAGCGAUCUCGCGGCCGGCGUAAAUCGAUACCUUUGAAAAGCUCCGGUUGUUUUAUAUUUUUCGUUAAUUUGAUUGAUUGAGUCUAGUGCAUCGAGAGAGAGAGAGAGAUGUGGGUUUUCUAUCUGAUCUCGUUGCCUCUAACCCUUGGAUUAGUUGUUUCCACGCUCCGAUACUUCGCCGGACCGGAGAUUCCUCGGUAUGUUCUUAUCACCGUUGGAUACACCUGGUUCUGCUCCGUCUCCAUUAGGGAAUCAUUUUAUAUAUGGUUGCUUCAUUCGUCUUCUUCUGUUCUGCAGACACUAUCUCUGCAACCUGAUCAUCCUGAAAAUGGCGCCAUUUCCUUCUUAUGGAGUUGGUCAUACUGGAGUACGUUUCUACUCACCUGGGCUGUGGUGCCCCUUAUUCAGGGUUUUGAAGAUGCUGGAGACUUUACAGUGUCAGAGAGAUUGAAGACUAGCGUACAUGUCAACUUAGUUUUCUAUCUAGUUCUGGGAUUCAUUGGUCUUCUCGGUCUUAUCCUUCUCAUCAUGAUGCACAGGAACUGGACAGGAAGCAUUUUGGGUUAUGCUAUGGCAUGUUCAAAUACUUUUGGGCUGGUGACUGGUGCAUUUCUUCUUGGCUUUGGCUUGAGCGAAAUACCUAAGACCCUUUGGAAGAAUGCAGACUGGACCACCCGCCAAAAAGUUCUCUCUCACAAAAUUGCCAAAAUUGCUGUGAAACUUGAUAAUGCCCAUCAGGAACUUUCAAAUGCGAUUGUAGUUGCUCAAGCGACUUCAACUCAAAUGUCCAAGCGUGAUCCUAUGAGACCAUACAUGAAUGUUAUAGAUGCUAUGCUGGCUAAAAUGUUCAGGGAAGACCCAUCAUUUAAGCCACAAGGUGGUCAGUUGGGUGAAAAUGAUAUGGACUAUGACACAGAUGAGAAAUCGAUGGCAACGUUAAGGCGACACCUUCGAAAUGCUAAGGAUGAAUAUUACAGAUAUAAAAGUGAGUAUCUAACUUACGUUACCGAGGCCCUUGUUCUUGAAGACACAAUGAAGAAUUAUGAACGCCGUGAUGCAACUGGAUGGAAAUACAUUUCGAGCUUCAGAUCUACUCGAACUGGAAAUAUGGGGAAUUUUCUUGACACAUUCGAAUUUAUGUGGAGGUGUAUAUUGAAGAAACAAAUUCAGAUGGUGUUGGCAGUAGUUAUGGGGAUUAUGUCCGCUGCAAUUCUUUUAGCAGAGGCAACUCUCCUUCUUAGUAAACUGGACUUGUCCCUCUUCUCAAUACUUAUUAGCUCUGUCAAAUCCGAUGAACUACUAGUGCAGGCAUUUGCUUUUGUACCUUUGGUGUAUAUGUGCGUCUGUACAUACUAUUCACUUUUUAAAAUUGGGAUGCUGAUGAUUUAUUCCUUGACUCCUCGACAAACAAGUUCUGUGAAUCUACUUAUGAUUUGCUCGAUGAUUGCUCGAUAUGCGCCACCAAUAUCUUACAAUUUUAUUAAUCUCAUUCAACUUCAUUCCGAGACUAUAUUUGAGAAGAAAAUGGGUAGAAUCGAUGAUGCUGUCCCGGUCUUUGGACAACGGUUCAAUGAAAUAUAUCCGCUCAUAAUGGUUAUCUACACAUUGCUAGUUGCAAGCAAUUUCUUUGAUCGCAUAUUUAAUUACUUUGGUAGCUGGAAAAGAUUUAGAUUUCAAACAGAGAGCGAGGAUACAGACGGGUUUGAUCCUUCGGGGGUAAUGAUUCUUAAAAAAGAACGAACAUGGCUCGAAGAAGGACAAAAAGUCGGCGAGCAUGUUCUUCCAUUAGCAAGGAACUUCAACGAUGUUGACAUUGAACCAGGAAGCAAUUUCUCUGAAAAUUCAUCCGUUGAAAUGAAAAUGUCGUCGAGCUAUGACAUAGACACAGUGAAAGGAAGUUCAUCGAAAGAUGAUAUGUCCCGUAAAUACGGAUCAGCCAGAGAAGCAAUCACAAACAAAUAUGCAGCCAUUAGAGAACAACAGAACAAACACUCGCCAUCUUCUAUCAAAAAGCCAGAGAACAUGGCUUCGGCUAAAGUGUCCUUACUGGAAACAGACAGUUCAGGUCCAAGUAGUAAUGGUGAAGGAUCAGGAGAGCCAUCGUCUCGUUUGGCGUCCACAUGGCGAAACAUGAAACAAGGAAUCCAGAGUUUUAAAGAAAAUGUAGCAACCAAGAAGUUUCUUCCACUAAGACAGGGACCAGAAACAACAACACUAACCAGCACAAGCAGAGUAGUGACUUCAUCAGUGCCACAGUCGCUAGAUGAGAUAUUCCAGAGACUGAAAAACCGGUCUGUAGAACACGGGCACUAUCUCGAUGACGAUGAUGAAGUUUGACUAUGAAGAAGAUGGUGAUGAAAAUUUGAAAAGACUAUGCACUUACCAAAAAAGGCUGAGUGGAAAGGAAGCAAAGCAAGCACCAGAUUUGGUCACCCAUAGUAUAGAACAACUUUACAAGAAACUGAUGAAAAGCUAAUUUGAAUGUUACGAAUCUCAUAACGGAACAUCCAAGAGUCGGAAGGGGCCAUAUUUUUGUGUUGUAGUAUGCUCACUGUUAGUUACAUAGUAGUACUAUUAUAUACUUCUCGUACUAUAUUAUAUACGUACAUUUAUCGGUUUAUAUAUAAUGAACAAAUCGCCUUAGAAAUAUUAGAACGUUUUGUUGAUUUUAAAAUCCAUGGCCGCUGUGAUGACAUGCCAAAUUGCUAAUAUGACUUUUAUAUACAACACGCAAGUUUAGGAUAUGAUCAAAAAAUCACUGAUUGGUUGGUCAACUCACAGGAAAGUUCAUCGUACCUUUGUAUAUAUAUCUUUGGUCAAUUUCAGUGUAAUACGAAUGUAUAUAUCUCUAUUUUUCUACGUAUUAUCAGAAAUCACUUUCAUAAAAUUUUCCACCAUUUCACUUUCUUUUAUCUGUAACUGUACACAUCAAAAAUAAAAUUUCAGUAGAAAAAAAAAAAAA